AUGGUUUCCAACAAUCUUAUUCUGAUUAUGCUAUUUUCACUUAUUAGAAAAUGUUAUGUGGAUAAUUUGAUUAUUUUUAGCAAUGAUUUUGCUGCUCUUACUACUUUCAAACAAUAUUUGUGCUCGUAUUUUCAUAUGAAAGAUCUUGAUGUACUGGAAUAUUUUCUAGGUAUUGAUGUUGCAAGAAAUCUAAAGCAAAAUCAUAAGUUGGCCUCUUCUACUAGCCCUCUUCUUGAUAACGGUGAGCAAUAUCGGAGGUUAGUUGGUCAACUCGUUUAUUUGUCUUUCACUAGAACCGAUUUGGCUCAUUCUAUACAUAUACUUUCUCAAUCUCUCGAUUGGGCUAGUUACCCUCUUACUCGUUGCUCAUUAUCAGGUUGGCUAGUUUUUCUUGGACAUUCUUCCAUUUCAUGGAAAACCAAAAGGCAAGUUAUAGUCUCUAGAUCAUCAGCUGAAGCAGAAUACAGGUCCAUGGCUGUCGUGACUUGUGAACUCAAAUGGAUCAAAGAUGCCAUUCAAGAUGGUACCAUUCGUCCUUUUCAUGUUCCUACUACUACACAACUUGUAGAUAUAUUUACCAAGGCUUUGGGGCAAGCAUAG
Amaranthus tricolor (Joseph's coat) is the source of this 600-nucleotide messenger RNA. RefSeq lists its product as uncharacterized. The record is from RefSeq and is a predicted model, not a curated record. The coding region runs from base 1 to 600 and encodes 199 amino acids. The transcript is spliced from 4 exons. Lineage: Eukaryota; Viridiplantae; Streptophyta; Magnoliopsida; Caryophyllales; Amaranthaceae.